UAUACAAUUAUCUAAGACAUCAUGACUGGCAUCAUCUAUGAUAAUAAUUUUACCACACACAAAUGCUUAUGGGAUGAAUAUUAUUCAGAAAAUCCACAGCGAUAUAUAUCUAUACUAGAGCGUUGUAAUUCAUUGGGAUUGAUCGAUCGGUGCACUAAAAUAUCCUCACGCCAAGCUACCAAAGAAGAAUUACUAUCUAAACACAUGAAGGAACAUAUUGAUUUAUUAGAAAGUACAGAGCACUAUAAUGAUGAAGAAUUGGAACAAUUGUCCUCAAGAUAUGAUUCAAUAUAUCUACACCAUUCAACUUACAAACAAUCCCUACUUGCAGCUGGUAGUUCAAUUGAAUUAGUCAAAGCAGUUGUAGAUGGUCAUGUAAAAAAUGGAAUGGCUUUUAUUCGACCUCCUGGACACCAUGCCAUGAAGUCUGAAUACUGUGGUUAUUGUUUUAUUAAUAACGUUGCAAUAGCUACUCAAUAUUUAUUGGACAAAACAGCUAUCCAAAAAAUACUUAUUGUUGACUGGGAUAUACACCAUGGUCAGGCUACUCAACAGAUGUUUUAUGAAGACCCAAGAGUGUUAUAUUUUUCUAUUCAUCGUUAUGAGCAUGGACAGUUUUGGCCAAAUUUAAGAGAAAGUGAUUUUGAUCAUAUAGGCAAUGGAGACGGUACUGGUUUCAAUAUCAAUGUUCCUCUAAAUGACAUUGGAAUGAAAAAUGAAGAUUAUAUGGCUAUAAUUCAUUACUUAUUAAUUCCUUUGGCAACCGAGUUUUCUCCAGAUUUCAUAAUUAUUUCAAGUGGAUAUGAUUCAGCCCUUGGGGAUCCUAAAGGUGAAAUGUUAGUUACUCCAGCAUGUUAUGCUCAUAUUACACAAAAAUUAAUGAAUCUUAGCUGUGGUAGAGUAGUCGCUAUACUUGAGGGAGGUUACUACUUGAAGAGUUUGGCUGAAAGUGCAGCAUUGACAUUAAGAGCAUUAUUGGGAGAUCCAUGUCCAGUUAUUGGGUCAUUACAACAACCAUGUAAAAGUGUAAUGGAAACCAUUGGCAAUGUGAUUUAUGCUCAUAGACAUUAUUGGAAUUGUUUCAAGUAUAAUAUUCUUUAUAAAGAAAAAAUACCUGAAAUUUAUUAUAAUUUCUUUGAUGAAAAGCCAGAAAUAUAUCCAACAAGAAAUAUGUAUUCAAAAAUUGAUACUUCAAGUUUUGAUAUAAUUUUAAACAAUAUUAUUACAGAAACUAAACUAUUCAACCCAAAAAUUAAAGUUGGUUUAACAUCCAAAGAGAUUGAGCAUUCAAACAAUUUAAAAAAUAGUGAAAUCUAUCAAUAUUUGAGUUCAAAAAUUGGAAAUUUACAUAUUUUAAAGGAACAUCAAUUGACAGUUGAAGAAUUUAAAAUAGUUUAUUCAACUGAGUACAUCAAAGAAAAAAUAUGCAAACAGAAUUAUAUUGACAAAGAGCAGUGUAGUACUACCAUCAUCAGUAAUAAAUUCAUUGAAGAUGAUCCAGUAUUUAAAAUAUUUUCUUUUUUUGUUGGACCACUAUUGCAGAUCAUUGAUUCAAUAUUUAAAAAUGAAAUUAAAUCUGGGAUAUUUGUAUCGUCAUCAAUUGCAACCUUAAGAAAAAAUGAAACCUCAUAUACUUUAAAUGCUUCCAUUAUUGGUGCCAACUACGCCAUAAAAAAAUAUUACUUGAAAAGGAUAUUAAUAAUCGAACUGAAUGAAAACGUUACAGAAACAUUAUCUACUGAUCAAAUGUUAAUUAUUUCAGUGCAUGACUUAUUAAAUAGUUCAACAACUAUAAACAAGAACAAUCAUGUCAAUAUUUCAUGGUCAAAAAAAAUAUUGAAUGAAGCAGAAUUUACUAUAAUGAUGCAACAUUUGAUUUUACCAAUCGCUUAUGAAUAUAAUCCCGAAUUGAUAAUUGUGUCCUCAAAGUUCUACUCUAAUAUAAAUAACAUUAACGGUAUACAAAUGACUCCUAUCAUGUAUGGAUAUCUCGUUCAAUGGUUAAGUACUUUAGCUAAUGGAAGACUCAUCUUAUAUGAACAAGAUGUCCAUGAUAAUUCAAUAUAUAGAAAUGAAUGUUUAUUACAGUGUUCAAAAGCUUUAUUUGGUAAAUCAAUAUCAAAAUUGUGCGUGACAAAUCUAUUAAAUUUAGAAUCCAAAAAUAUUUUACUUAACAAUAUAAAAAACCACAGAAAUAACUGGAAAUCAUUGCAAUUUUAA
This is a messenger RNA of Melanaphis sacchari, 2220 nucleotides long. Its product is annotated as histone deacetylase 6-like. Gene Ontology annotation, cellular component: histone deacetylase complex. Gene Ontology annotation, biological process: chromatin organization. The record is from RefSeq and is a predicted model, not a curated record. Gene Ontology annotation, molecular function: histone deacetylase activity. The coding region runs from base 22 to 2220 and encodes 732 amino acids. The transcript is spliced from 15 exons. Lineage: Eukaryota; Metazoa; Arthropoda; Insecta; Hemiptera; Aphididae.